AUGUUGAAAGGCGAUACUACGGACUCAACUGAAAACACCGCGGUCAUCAAGGACGCCGCGAAAGAUCUGGACGAGAAUUCACCCACGGGUACCAUAAAAAAGAUACCAGCUGUGGAUGUUAACGCCGUGGCAAUGAAAAUCGACAUGCCAGCAAUCGAUCGGAAAAACAUCGAAGGAUGGUUCUUAAGCCUGGAUUACUGGUUCGCAGCAAUGGGCAUCAAGAGUGAUACACAGAAGUACAACAGCGCGAUGGCAGCAUUAGGCCCACGUGUACUGCAAGACUUCCUAGCCACCGUAGGGGAAGUGCCCGAACAAGCACGGUACGAAUUCAUCAAACGCCGAUUGAUCACCUUUUGCACUGACAGCCAGCAACGCCGACUCAACCAAAUGCUGAACGAGACACAACUCGGGGACCAACGCCCAAGCCAACUAUUUGCAGAGAUGAUGAGAUUGGUGGGCGACACCAUGAGCGAAUCUGCAGUAAAAAACAUUUGGGCAAAACGUCUACCCAUCUAUGCUCAGGCCGCUGUAGCCGCUUGCACAGGACCAUCGAAGGAGUAUUUAAAAAUUGCAGAUGCCAUCGUUGAUACAAUUAGUCUACAAGUGAACAGCAGUACGGACGACCAGAGUAGCCACAUAACACCCACACCUACAGCUGUCGUACAAAGGCAGUCAAGGGGAGAAUAUCAUGACCUACGAAACGCCGUAUACGAGCUAACUAAGCGCUUGGACCGCAUGAGCGUCGAACGCGGAAGGCAACGCGAACGAAGCCGUCCGAGUUACCGCCGCCAAUCUCAAAAGCGCCAACGAAGCAGCACACCAGCAAACACCGACGAAUGCUGGUACCAUCGUAAGUUCGGCUCAAGUAGCAAAAACUGCAGACCACCGUGCAGGCAUUACAAGCCUAGUAACAAUGAUAAUAGUGCUAAAUGA
Rhagoletis pomonella (apple maggot) is the source of this 933-nucleotide messenger RNA. RefSeq lists its product as uncharacterized. The coding region runs from base 1 to 933 and encodes 310 amino acids. Lineage: Eukaryota; Metazoa; Arthropoda; Insecta; Diptera; Tephritidae. The record is from RefSeq and is a predicted model, not a curated record. The transcript has a single exon.